Bradysia coprophila is the source of this 396-nucleotide messenger RNA. RefSeq names its product odorant receptor 94a-like. Gene Ontology annotation, biological process: detection of chemical stimulus involved in sensory perception of smell; sensory perception of smell. Gene Ontology annotation, molecular function: odorant binding; olfactory receptor activity. Gene Ontology annotation, cellular component: plasma membrane. Lineage: Eukaryota; Metazoa; Arthropoda; Insecta; Diptera; Sciaridae. The record is from RefSeq and is a predicted model, not a curated record.
AUGGCCAAUAUUGGAGCGCGGUAUGAUGUCUUAAAGUAUCGAUUGGCGAAUUUGGGCCAAUGUAAGACGGUCAAUGGGAAACAUAAGGAAAUUCCGACGUUCGUAUUUAUCGUCAGCUUUUUCACGGUUUUUCUCACUGAAAUAUUUUUGCCGUGUUACUUUGGCAACGAAAUUAUUUUGAAACAUCAAAGCCUAUCGCUGGCCAUUUAUUCAUCGGAUUGGAUAAAAGCACCGGCAAGAUACAGAAAGUUCGUCGUUUUGUUCAUGGAAAUGCUGAACAUUGAUGUGGUCAUGAAAACUGGAAAGAUUUUUACAUUGACCCUGAGCAGCUUCUUAACAGUGAUUAACCGAUCGUACAGUUUGUUUGCUGUCUUACAGAACACGUUGAAUCGUUAA